Messenger RNA from Cyclospora cayetanensis, 1719 nucleotides. RefSeq lists its product as uncharacterized. The transcript is spliced from 13 exons. Gene Ontology annotation, biological process: mRNA processing; primary miRNA processing. The record is from RefSeq and is a predicted model, not a curated record. Gene Ontology annotation, cellular component: nuclear body. Bases 10 to 1719 code for a protein of 569 amino acids. Lineage: Eukaryota; Apicomplexa; Conoidasida; Eucoccidiorida; Eimeriidae.
GAUGGACCGAUGCUCACCUUCAAGCAGUUCGUUCUACGAAAUCCUGACGGGACAAGUCAGGAUGUUCUGAACGACGGAUACAAGGCGUAUCUGGAAAAGUACAGGGCCCAUCAUGCUGCGCGCUUCUUCGAUGAAAACCACCACCUAGGCUUCAUGCAAGAAGCAUACAACCCCAACAUGCUGAGGGAGCAGUUUCUUCGCUGUAGGGAAAGGGCUCAACAGCAAGCCAGGAGCUUCCUGCAGCGCUGGGAGGAGGGCGGCUUCCGGAAUUUGAGGCUUGAGGCUCCCGUUGGCCUCCUGGCGGAUGAAGGCGACAUCUCGCCACUGCUGCUUGACGACUGGCCAAGGCAGAUUCGGGUGUCUACGCAGCAGGAGGAGGAGGAGGAGCAGAAGCAGCAGGCCUUUGGCAUUUUGAAUGUCCCUACAGAUUUCCUGUUGUUACCGAACGCCUGCUGCCUGCAAGUGCAGCGUGUGGACCCACAAAUCAACAAGUUCGACAUCUUGAAGGCACUCGAGAAGCGGGGAGCUCUGUAUGUGGCGAUGGUAUCGAACGGGGGUUUGACGGCAUCUCGGACAGCGCAUGUCUUCUUCCCGACUCAGCAGGCUGCCGAUGAGGCGCUGGCGCAAGGCGCUGAAUUCACACUCGUUCGUCUCUACCAAGACAAGCCGGGUGAGGAGAGUGACGCGCUGCGGGAGUUCCGUCUGAAGCUGCAGGGGCCCCCCGAGGUGGGCCCCUCCGUGCGGGUUGCACUUACGCCGCCAAUUGCUGCCACUGCGGACAGACUAAACAAAGACACCGAAAGAGCGUGGGAGCUGAUUCGAACGCUUGACGGGCAGUUGGAUGUUUGCGCUGCGGAUGCGAGCCACCCUUUGGAGGAUAUCCUUGAUGGGGUUGAAGAUGCUUGGCUGCGGCUGGACUUGAUGCUCACAUACUUGCGCCAUGUGCACUGCGUAUGCUACUAUAGCGGCAAGGUGUAUGACGACCCUCAGCAGCUGCACCUCAAUGCCACAGCUGGACACCUUCGGCCUGCGGUUCCGCAGCAUUUGCAGCAUUUCUUGCAGGAGCAGCAGCAGAGGCAGCCGGAGGAUGAAGACGACAUGGCUACGAACGGCGAAAGCAGCAGCAGCAGCCGCAGUGUCGGGGUGUCUCAGCAGCAGCAGCUGUGGGCAGAUCAGCUGGAUCAGCGGCUGCGCGUGUUGCUGCAGAUGGCGGCAAGGAUGCAGCAGAACCUUCCGCCUCCCCUCGACGAGCAAGCGAGCCCUGUUAUCCAGACCAAAUGGACGGCAUUUUGCCAAGAACACACAUCGAAGGAUGCGGAGGGCCGGUAUCGCUGCACGCUUUGCCAGAAGCUCUUCAAGGCUCCUUCGUUUGUUCACCUCCAUCACAGGAAGAAGCAUGAGCGAGAACUUGCAAGGAUCAUCAACAGAUACGUGCCCCACCUCAUGCGGACGGCGUACAUGAACGAUCCGAACAAACACAUCACACUGCCUCAGCAGCGGCAGAGACACCGAGAUCGCGAGCGGGAGAGGUUGACGAUUAGGGGCAGGCCCCCCCCCCCGCCUCCUCCCUCGAUGUUUAUGCCGGGGGGCCCCCCUUCACGCCCUAUUCUGCUGCCCCCUCCGCACAUGCUGCCCCCGCACUUGAGAAGACAGAGAGACUGGGAUUCUCCCAACGGCCCAGCCGCUGCACCCCUGGUGAGUUGUGGAGCAGAGCGCUAG